GCAAAAGACAACAGCGUUGAAAAAUAUUUCAUCAACUGAUAAAAUACAGUACUGUAAUCGGCGGCAGAGAUGGCUGCCGCUUGUCUUUUCACGCCCAACCCAAUUCAUAUGCCUUCUUCCAGGAAUGGAUUCGUAAACUUGGCCUCCUCUCCAUCUGCAAAGUGUCGACGUCUGCUUUUUCCAAAUCGACUCCGUUUCAAUCGCAGAAUCUAUUGUAACCAAGACGAUAACAACCGCACCGGGAAUCAACCUCAGUCCUCGUCCUCCUCAAUUCAGCUUUAUGGGGAAAUUGAGAGACUUCUCACUGAGACUGUAAGGCAAUCUCAAGGUGCUUGGGGUGGCUCAAGUGACUGGAGUGAAAUUGAGGGUGCAUGGGUUCUUAAACCAAAAAGUGCAAAACUGAAGUCAGUUGUUCAUUUUGUUGGUGGCAUAUUUGUUGGAGCUGCCCCUCAGCUUACAUACCGUUUGUUUCUUGAACGGCUCUCAGAAAGGGGUAUUUUGGUGAUUGCAACGCCAUAUGCUAGUGGAUUUGAUUAUUUCUUCAUUGCAGAUGAAGUGCAAUUUAAAUUUGACAGAUGUUUACGGUUUUUGCAAGAAACAGUGCAAGAUAUUCCUACUUUUGGCAUUGGCCAUUCUUUGGGAUCGGUCAUUCAUCUUUUAAUUGGGUCAAGAUAUGCUGUGCAAAGAAGUGGGAAUAUACUAAUGGCGUUCAACAACAAGGAAGCAAGCUUAGCUAUCCCUUUGUUCUCACCUGUUCUUGUCCCAAUGGCCCAAAGCAUUGGACCAUUGCUAUCACAGAUUGCAUCAUCGCCAACUAUCCGACGUGGGGCAGAGAUGACAAUGAAGCAAAUAGAGAACCUUAGUCCUCCCAUUAUGAAGCAAGUUCUUCCUUUAGUUGAGCAACUUCCCCCCUUGUACAUGGACUUAGUAAAGGGACGAGAAGAUUUUAUUCCAAAACCAGAAGAAACUCAACGACUUGUAUGUCAAAUCUCUAACUUUCAAACACCUCAAUUAUUAAAUUCUCUCCACACACGCCCCAUCAUUUGUGAUUUACUAGAAGUAUUUCACUUUUGAAGUUAGAUUUUACCUGACCGCCAAAAUUUGACUAUAAACGGGUAGUUACAUAAAUGGUUAAAUCUCCUUUCAAAUGGAAGAGCUUAGUUGCUUGGAUUGCUAGCCUUAACGUUGGCUGAUCAAUACCAAUUAAUAUGGUGUAUCAUGCAGUUGCUUGAACAAGCCUUGCAUUUCUAGUAUUCUACCAUAUUCCUCUCUAUAUGCAACUUAAACUCAGAAAAAAAAAAAAAAAAGAGAAGAAGAAGAAGAAGAAGAAGAAGAAACACUAUGCCUCAAGUUUAAUCAGAGAACAAAUGAAGGGGAGAAAUGCAG
Molecule: messenger RNA, 1386 nt
Organism: Rubroshorea leprosula
Lineage: Eukaryota; Viridiplantae; Streptophyta; Magnoliopsida; Malvales; Dipterocarpaceae
Source: the annotation of a GenBank genome assembly